AUGAAUGGAAUCGCCUACACCCGCUCCUCCUCAUUUGAGGAGGGCGGGCAGGUCGACGACGCCGCCGCCGCCGUCGACCAGCAGCAGGCCCAGAGCCUGCCCAACGAGAUCCUCCGCUCCAUCUUUCUCUACUGCGACCCCGCCACCCUCUACACCUCGAUCCGCCCCAUCAGCCGCGCCUGGAAGCACGCCGUCGAGCACGAGCUCAUCGCCUCGCACUUUGCCAACGCAGACUGGCGCGUCGGCCUUCGCGUCGUGCGCAAGCUCCCACCCCCUUCGCCCCUGCUGCCGCAGCCCACCGUGGCCACCGGCGAUGCCCAGCUCGACCGUCUCAACAUCCUCGAUCGCCACGGCGCCACCGAGCCCGUCGCACCUGCUCCGGCAGCUUCGCCCGCUACGGCUGCGUCCCAGCCUCAGUCGAUCGUCCACGUCAUCCCCCUCCGCUUCAAGGGCUACGACGGCGACACUGUCUCGCUCCUCUUUGACACCGAGGCCGACUGGCACUCGCUUUUUCGCGUGCAGCAGCCCAUCGAGGGCGAAGAGGACGAAAACGACGACGACGAUGAAGAGGAGGACGACGACGACGACAGUGACGGCGAUGACGGCGAUGACGACGAGGGCAGCGAACAGCGCCAGUCGGCGUCGGCGUCGCAGCGCCGUCGCAUCGAGCAGGCCGAGGCAAAGGCCUGCUCGGCUCGCCUCGAGGCCGACUUCGGGCUGGUAUGGCGCUUCCCCGACGACGGCCAGGACAGCGACGGCGCCGACGACUCUCGCAAGAAUGGGGAUGACGCCGCUUCUUGGGGCGUCCCAGACCCCGAAAACGGCUGGCUGAGCCGCUUCUACUGCUCCAAGUACGACCUGCAGCAGCAGGACCAGCAGGACCAGCAAGGCGCCGCCCGCCGGCUGCGCUCGACCCCCAUCGCGGCCAGGACGCGUCGCCACGGCCUCCACCCCACCCUGCAGCGCUCGACGGACGACGGCGCCGACAGCGACGACGCCUCGGUGCCCGCCUCGCGUGACGAGCGCAGCCCCGGCGACCUCGUCUGGAGCGACGAGGGUCACGAGUACCUCAGCUUCAGCCUGUCGCUCGGCAUGGAGUUCUUUGUCCGACGCUCGGCGCGCGCCAACCAGCUGCUGCGUCGUCUCGAGGCCGAGGCCGCCGCCGCCGACGCCCGCGACGCCAUGCAGGCCUCGGCCAAGGGUGCGCGGAGCGGCAAGAAGCGCUGGGGAGCGUCCGCGCUGGCGGGCAGCACCUCGGCCUCCGGCUGGGUCACGCCCAAGGAGGUGGCCAGCCCGCCUCCCUCGCGCACCACUGCUUCGCUCGACGCUCGUCGCCAGAAGCAGAAGCCUCGUAUCCAGCAGCUCGACGGCCUCCUCUCGAGCGACUGCGCCAACGCCUCGGCCAAGUCCAAGGGCAAGCAGUCCGCCUCCAGCUCCGCGCUUGCCGAGAUCGAGGAGUGGGACGCUCCGCUGCCUUCUGGCGCCGUGACGCCGGCGGUGGCCAUGUCGAUGUCGUCUUCUUCUUCUUCUUCUUCGUCGUCGUCGUCGAUGCCGCUGGGCGGCGGCGGAGGGCUGUCGUCGGCAGCCAUGUCGCGCCUCGCCUCGGUUGCGCCCUCCCGUCGUGGAGGCGGCAGCGUCGCCCUCAGCGGCACGCAGACGGCCAAGAGUGGAUCGCGCCGGAGCAACAGCAGCACGCCGCGCGCCACGUUUACCGCGCGCCUGUGCCGCGGCGAGCUGAUGCCCUCGCUCCCCGCCCGCUCCGGCUGCAACACCGACGACGACGGCGACGACGAUGCCGACAAGGUCAUCGCCGACGCUGCUGGAUGGCAGGGCGGCGAUGCUCUGGGCAAGGGCUCGUUCCGGCUGGCCCAGGCGCCGUCGUCGCGCUGCCACCUGCAUGCCGCCCUGCGCACCGGCGUCCCCGCCCCCGCCGUCUGGAGCUGGACUCGAUGA
This is a messenger RNA of Pseudozyma flocculosa PF-1, 1953 nucleotides long. RefSeq lists its product as uncharacterized. Lineage: Eukaryota; Fungi; Basidiomycota; Ustilaginomycetes; Ustilaginales; Ustilaginaceae. The coding region runs from base 1 to 1953 and encodes 650 amino acids. The transcript has a single exon. Gene Ontology annotation, molecular function: protein binding. The record is from RefSeq and is a predicted model, not a curated record.